AUGGCGCACCUUCGUCCCUCCCUCGCGCACCGCGCCUUGGGUAUGCUGUUAGGGCUAAUGGCAUGGGGAGGGGUUGCCGCUCAGGAUCUGUCGAUCCCAACAGGCUGGAACGCGAAGUUCGAUGGCUCAGACACUCGUGCAGUCCGCGAGGCAUAUGCGAACGGUGCAGCGGCGGCACUUGUGGCGAACAUCACGUCGAGCGGCAGUCUUUACGAUCGCCAGGAUUCGCAGACGCUCUCAAGCAUGUACAAUGUGCUUGCGCUACAGGACAUAGCUAGCGGCAACUCGACGUGGAAGGACGCAGUUCUGAACAACAUGCAUACCUGGAUUAGUAACAUCGACAUCUACACCAACGGGACGAGUGGAGCACAGAGAACAAAUAGCAAUGGAAUGCUAUGGGCUCUUUCUUUCUACUAUGCGUACAAGGCAUACGGCGACUCUACGUUUCUGGAUCAGGCCAAGCAAGCCUUCGAUACCACUUCGCAAGACUAUAUCGACCAAGACAUCGCAUCGGGAUCCAGUAAUGGAGGGCGUAAUGCUUCGCUUGGAGCCUGUCGCAGUAACGCCGUGGGCGGCAUCUUCUGGCUACCAGACGACCCUUCUAACGUCUUGAUUCACACCUAUGCGGUCGGCCCAUAUGCUAUCCUCGCUGGUCUUCUCUACGAGGAAACCCAUAACAGCACGUACCGUGAUUUAGCUGCCCAGACAGUCACCUUCAUGGGUGGAUUGAAUUUUGAUUCUUCAAACGGCAUUGAGUACGACGUAUAUGACCUCGGUCAUUGUGGCGAUACCGGAGGAGUAGCACCUGGCCUUCAGGGUUGGUACAUCUACGCUCUGAGCAUCUACGCCAGCAUAGUCGAUGGUGAUAAUAGCUCGUACUUGUCCAAGCUUCGAACGGCGGUGUCCACUGCUGCCACUUUCAAGCAAUGGGUGGGAUCAAAUGGUGUUAUAUCAGACACAGAUACGAACAAGCAGAACGGUAACUUUGACGACAAAGCGUUCUUGGUUCGUGGGAUGAACGAGGUGCUUCGUCGGUUCCCCGAUCAGGAGGAUCUCGUGCAGUAUAUCCAAGGGUUCUUGACCGUGCAGUACAACGCUGCGACUCAGACAGCACGUAAGGGGAACUCUUACUCUGCCUCACUGGUCGAUGGUGCCCCUUCUACCUAUAGCGACGCGGGGAACCUCGUGGCCAUUGACAUCUUGAAUGCCGCAUUCCCCAUCAGUCCUUCUGAAUCCAAGAAGUCUACCCCCGUGGGCGCCAUCGUGGGCGGUGUCGUGGGCGGUGUCGCUGGCCUCGCACUUCUUGCGGGUGCAGUGUUCUGGUGGUGGCGCCGCAAACAUCCGCGGCGCAGCGCAUCUCCCAUGCUCGAGCCGUUUGACGGCGACAAACUUGUUGAUCCGAACUACCAGCCGCCCGCGAACGCCGAGGGCGCGUCAAGUGCGCCUGCCCAUCGUACUAACUUCACGGUCGAGCCGUUCAUCGAUUCACCGGGUCGUACUUCCCAGCAUCCGAUGUCGUGGCCGCAGUACAAUGGUUCACAAGAGACUGGCUUGAGCGGUACUACAUUGCCAUACACCGGCGAUAAGGCACGCCAGUCGGUUGGAUUAGUCCCACGGGCUCCAGUCGGCUAUAGCUCGAAGCUGGCUCGGAUGAAUGCCCCUCCACCGAGACCCGCUGGUGCGUCUUCGCCCUCUACCAUGUUGAGCGUAGGCGACCGCGCGUCGAGCGUAGACACGGGUGGUCCAGAGCAGGACUUGUCGACAUUAGUCAACCAGCUUGUGAACAACGCGCUCCGGCAACAUGGGACAGUGCCGCCCGAGUACGAGGAGAGCGUCGCCGCGCCGCGGGGCGAGAGCCGAUUGAGUGCACAUCCUGUCGAUGACAUUCCAUGA
Molecule: messenger RNA, 1893 nt
Organism: Peniophora sp. CBMAI 1063
Lineage: Eukaryota; Fungi; Basidiomycota; Agaricomycetes; Russulales; Peniophoraceae
Source: the annotation of a GenBank genome assembly